AACCAAUUUGAAAAAAAGAAAAGAAACAAAAUCGCUUCUUGGCUUGCCCUAGGGUUCUCUCUCUCUCUCUCUCAGUUGUCAUUCAUUGAUCCAUCUCUGAUCUCUCUGAGAAGCAAUGGCGGAUUGGGGGCCGGUGGUGAUAGCGGUGGUGCUGUUCGUGUUGCUGACGCCGGGAUUGCUGUUCCAGCUGCCGGGGAAUGGGAGGUUGGUGGAGUUCGGCAACUUCCAGACGAGUGGGAUCUCCAUACUGGUCCACACCAUCAUCUACUUCGGUCUGAUCACCAUCUUCCUCAUCGCCAUUGGAGUCCAUAUCUAUACUGGCUAAACAUGAAAACCCCCCCUUUUCCAAAAAAAAAAACCUAUCUUUUUAUGAUGCUCUUUUACUUAUUUAUAUAUAUAUCUUCUCAUGGGUUAUUAGUUGUUUUUUGAUGUUAUAUGUGAUGAUGAUGAAGAAGUUUGAUCUUGGGAUGUU
Messenger RNA from Dioscorea cayenensis subsp. rotundata (Guinea yam), 472 nucleotides. RefSeq lists its product as uncharacterized. Bases 116 to 325 code for a protein of 69 amino acids. NCBI's taxonomy places the organism in Eukaryota, Viridiplantae, Streptophyta, Magnoliopsida, Dioscoreales, Dioscoreaceae. The record is from RefSeq and is a predicted model, not a curated record. The transcript has a single exon.